Molecule: messenger RNA, 1650 nt
Organism: Etheostoma cragini (Arkansas darter)
Lineage: Eukaryota; Metazoa; Chordata; Actinopteri; Perciformes; Percidae
Exons: 3
Coding region: 191-1498 (435 amino acids)
Source: RefSeq, a predicted model, not a curated record
AACUUUCCACUGAGGCUACAAGUGUUACAGGGUUUCCUGUCAUUGCUCAGCGGCUGCAUAAAGCACUGAUGCAGUUGACACUUACUGACCUUAGAAGUACAAGAUUCACAAAUACUUCACUUCAUGCACUCAAACAAAUAUUUGAAUCCCAGCAUUGAUCAUUACGAGACUGGAUCUGCAAGACACGAAAAUGAACAGCUGUGUCGUGAAACUCUGCAUAUUUCUGUUGCUUACAGAGGGUACUCUGGGAGCAGAGAUAACCAUCAAUGUGAGGAAGAGUGCUUCCCUUAUGUUUGUAUGUUACAAUUACGAGGUCCUAAGAAAGUGUUACUGCCCUUCAUUCCCUGAGGAUUGCCAGCACUGUACGCACUGGACAGAGCCGGUCUCUUUUUCGACAACUUUUUCUGACAAGUUUGAGACAUAUUUCAACUUGUCUGGACUCAAGCACAGUAACUCAGGACUGUAUACAUGCAGCGACAACCAAAGAAUUGGGCAAAAGUACAGAGUAAAUGUGUUGGAAGAACAAUACUCAACUGUCGUGAUUGCGACUGUGGGACAGUCUGUAGUUCUAUCAAGCAGCACUCAACAGGACAUGAUGGCCGCCUUGGAGAAACAAUGGUGCCGCUUGGACAACGCAGAUGUUUGUCAGCCAAACACCGUCAUGGGUCCUGAAAAUGGACCCAGUGGGGAUUUCCAAAUCCUGGCCACUGACAGCUCUUUCUUUCUGGAGAAACGCAACGUAACACACGGCGAUGCAGGAUCCUAUAGAUUGACACUGAUUUUUCCAAAUCAGACAAAGGUCUAUGUAGUAAACCUCCAGGUUAAAGAAAAAAGCAAUAAUUUGCAGAUCAUACCUGUUCGAGAUAAGGAUAAGACAGGAGAACGCUUUGAGAUCAUAUGCCAGUAUUCCCAGGAGUUGGAAAGUUUUUCAAAAUAUUGGCUAUGUGACAAUUUAGAGUGUCCUGACAACGUGACGAGUGUAGAUGAUAGAUUCAAGUCUGCCUUAGUGUUGACUCUUGAUCAUGCGCCUUGCUCCAAAAUUGAAGAAUUCAGGUGUGUGGCCAAGACAUCCGGGAGCAUUGUAAAAUCCAAUGUUUAUUUAAAACGUUAUAGCCCAACACCUGUUAAAAUAGACAUAGCUAAUUUAAGACACAAUAGAGUUAAGGUAAAUAUUUACACUCUACUUCAACUCAGUUGUUUUAGACCUAAUAGGUAUAUUUUUGAAUACAGAGAUAUACAUAGUUCACGGCAUUACGAUUAUCUUUUCAGUGCUUCUUGGUGUAAAGUCAGUGGCAACCAGUGUACUAGUGUGAUAGAGAAGACACAAAAACAAAUUGACGCAGUCAUAUUAGAAAUGUGUGUCACGCCAAACAAUAAUGAAACAACAUAUCGCUGCAAGUUCAACACGGGGACUUUGGAUGUUACAGUUUCUGUUGUGGGUAUGUACAAUAUUUACUUACUUUUUUGUCUUUAUUUUUCUCUCCAAAGAAAUAUAUAGCAUAUCUGUUGUUUUUGCUCCAUUGGCAAAACGUUUGUGACAGAUGAGACGUUGUGACCAAAUCGAAGGUCAAAACUAAUACUAAUAAAUACUAAUAAACUAAUUUAAUAUGCAGUGAAAACCAUAUAGAGAAAAAUGUAUCAAAUAAAAUU